Molecule: messenger RNA, 3261 nt
Organism: Odontomachus brunneus
Lineage: Eukaryota; Metazoa; Arthropoda; Insecta; Hymenoptera; Formicidae
Product: general transcription factor 3C polypeptide 6
Exons: 4
Coding region: 327-932 (201 amino acids)
Biological process (GO): transcription by RNA polymerase III
Cellular component (GO): transcription factor TFIIIC complex
Source: RefSeq, a predicted model, not a curated record
ACAUUGGCUGCGUUCAGAAAACAUAGCUGAUCAGUGAGCGGUCAGUGAUUAUUGGUCCUUACUGUUAGAUCCUUAACUGUUAGACCAAUUACGUUGACUAAUUACUCAACAGUUGUGUCUUCUGAACGCAUCCAUUGAAAACUUGUGUAUAUACUUGCGGAACUUAAAAAAAGCAAAUAUACAAUUAAGACUUGGACUUUGGAAAAAAGAAAAGAAGAGAAUUAGUACAAGUUAGUGCAAUCAGUUCAGCAAUAAAAAACGAAGUCAAAGUUAAUACAUCAAGAUACAUUUGCCAUAGAGGUUAUCAGUAACAUUUGACAACAAAAAUGCAGUCCAAUGAUGACUUGUCCGAAGAUGAAGAAGAAAUACUUGUGUAUGUGGAAUUCGAGGACCUUAUUGGCAGUAAUACAUUUUGUAAUCAGGAUCUUCAAUUGGAUAUGAUAGGAAUAGAUACGGAGCAUCCAGUAAUGCAAAUUAACGGACGGGUAUAUUGUUUUUACGAGGGUACUUACAAGGAUGCCAUGGGCACGUACAUGUUCUUUGAAAAGGACGACGAUCCACAUGUGGAUGAUGUUAUAUUUGAUAAAAUACCAACUCUAAAGUACUCUGCCAAAACUAGAAAAGUUUUAAAGAUGCAACGAGUCUUUACAAAACCUAGAGCUGAAGUUUUUGGUAACUCUGAAAUCAACAGUUGUAUUCCAAAUGUUGACACAUUGUCCCAAGCUGGGGUGCCACCAAAGUAUCAAGAAGAAGCUCUCCAAUUUUGGAAUAUACUACGUGACGACAAACUAGCAGAAUUACGUUUAUGUUUGGAGAAACAAAAAAUUACAGAUGAAGAGAUGUCCAAGGAUACUAUGCCAGAUUCGGAAUUUGAAGAAAACGCAUGUCCUGGGACAUCUGGAAAUAAGGAAAAUCAGAAAAUACAUAAAUAGGAUAAAAUUUUAUUUAUUUGAAACAAAUCGUAAUCACAUGUCGUGCCUUCACCAGUCGAGAUCACUCGGAAACUCGUCUGGGUAGUCUCCAGUCAAACAGGCGGUACAGUGGCCGACGUACUUGCUCUCGCGAUUGUCCAUGCGAUACCUGACCGCUUCAACGAGUCCCUCCACGGAAAGGUACGUCAAACUGUCCGCGCCUACGUGUUUAGCCAGUUUCACGUUAUCCAACUUAUUCGCGAUUAGUUCUUCUCUGGUUGGGAUAUUGAUGCCCAUGUAACACGGAUACUUGAGCGGUGGGGAUGCUAUUCUCACGUGAACCUAUAAACGCGAUUAUCAUAAUGAAUAGAACAACGUUACUUCAUUUAAACUCUCAAAAUUUUUUCUUUAAAUUUUUUUAAGUCUACCAAAUAAAAUGUCAAGCGUACUUGUAAAAUAUUCCGAAAACUAUCCUUUUCCCUCGACAACCAGUAAAUACCCGUAAAAUUAAUGCGACAUGCAGCCUUUCUCUUUAACUUUUCUCAUGAUUUCGCCACAUUUAUUUCACGAUUAUUUAUUAACUAUAAUAGCAAAAAAUAGUUUCUGAGACAUUUUACAAGUAUGCCCAAGCGAUCUAAAGUCUGGCAUGGCCGCGAGAAAUACUCGCGAGGAACUUUAAGCAUAUAUUUAAGAACAAAAGUAUACGACGACGACGUUAAAGCGAGGAGCUCACCUCCUUGGCGCCUGCGUCGCGCAGUAACUUGAUGAUUGGGCCGAUUGUAUUCCCUCUGACGAUGGAAUCGUCGACGAGAAUGAUCUUCUUUCCUUUUACAUUCUCCGACAAAGCCCCGAACUUUUUGGCUACGCCGAGCUGGCGUAGCCGUGUACUCGGUUGUAUGAACGUUCGUCCAACAUAUCUGUUCUUGCAAAGCACCUCCGCGAAAUUGAUCUUCGACUGCAACGUAAAGAAAGCUUUAUCAAGUUGCGUAAACUACACACGUAAAUUGUUUGCUCGUCCCUUUACGCCCACUAAGUGUUUAAGUUCCAAAUGUAGUUAUUAUUUACUUGUCUGGCGUAACCAUGCGCCGCCGCGGUUCCCGAUUCAGGUACAGAGCUCACUAUGUCUGCUUCUACCGGUGAUUCCAUUGCUAGUACUCGUCCACAUUGCAUACGCACAGAAUAUACCAUUUGUCCUAGUGUACAACAUUUUGCUGAAUAUCUCUGUUCGUCAUUUUUUUAUGUUUGUGUGGAUUAUAAUAUAUUUACCUUCGAAGAUACUGUCGCUUCUCGCGAAGUAAACAUACUCGAAUAUGCAAAACGCUUGCGGUCUUUUGUUCGGCCUUUCUACUAUGUCGAUGGUCUUGAUACCCUCUCGAGUUAGUUCUACUAUCUCACCAGGGAACACUUCGCGUACGUAUCUCGCGCCUAUACUUAAGAAUCCGCAUGAUUCCGACGAAAUUACCCAGCCUUCAGCUUCGUCGUCGUCGUCGGAUUCGUUACUCGCUGUGAUUUGAAAUGGCGAAUAUAAUAAUAGAGAGGAAAUAAGUCAAAACAAAACACAAUAGUACAAAGUGCACACACAAAUCCAUACACAUAUAUAAAUAUAUGUAUGUGUGUAUAAUGCAAUGUAUCAUAAACCAAGACAAUAAGUUUAGUAAUUUGAUACGCACCUAAAUUGCCAAUAGGUACAAUUUUUCCUAAACAGAGAGGUCGAUUUCCAUAAGGAUCUCGUACGCCAUAAAUUUUGUCCCUUUGCAUUAUAACCAGGGAAUAUGAUAACGGUGCCAAUUGCAUAAGAUGCUUGAUACGCGCCGGCCACUCUGGUCCAUUGACUUCAGCUUCCGGUGGAUUCAAGCAAAGCGCUUGUGUUAUUAAUUCGGAAUCCGAGUGCGUCGACAAACCGACUCCUCGACCUAGUACCUGAACAUACGUAUGAGAUCAGAAUUGCGUGCACCGGCCGCGAUGGUCGAAGUGGUCAAAGUAAACAGCGCGAACAUCGAGAUAAUUAAGGAGAUGACCGACAAAAAGAAACAAAUUUUCUUAUUUCAUAUUACCAUUUUUCUGACGGAUUCUGUAUUGACUAGCUCACCAUUGUGAGCCACUGCCAACGCACCAUGCGCAGUGUGAACCACAAAUGGUUGACAGUUGACCUCUUCGCUAGCUGCGCUCGUACUGUAUCUGGUAUGGCCAAUUCCGAGAUUCCCUUUGAGCUUUUUCAUAUUUUCAUCGUUGAAGAUAUUAUUAAUCAUUCCCAUACCCUUGUGGACGUGAAAUGACUUUGAACAGACUCCCUCGCUUGUUACGAUGCCUCCGCUCUCUUGUCCUCGGUGUUGCAAGGCCACAAGUCCUA